Molecule: messenger RNA, 1254 nt
Organism: Fusarium mangiferae
Lineage: Eukaryota; Fungi; Ascomycota; Sordariomycetes; Hypocreales; Nectriaceae
Exons: 6
Coding region: 1-1254 (417 amino acids)
Molecular function (GO): oxidoreductase activity, acting on paired donors, with incorporation or reduction of molecular oxygen; monooxygenase activity; heme binding
Source: RefSeq, a predicted model, not a curated record
AUGCACCAGAGAUACGGUAACGCAGUCCGUGUAGCCCCAAAUGAGGUUGUCUUUUCGUCACUGGACGCGAUGAAGGAGAUAUAUCUGUCCAAAGGUAGUGGCUUUGAUAAGACAAGUUUCUACAACCUCUUCUCCCAGUUCGGGCUCAGGACAAUGUUCUCAACCCUGCAAAAAGGCCCACACAGCCAAAGACGACGAGUAACCGCCGACCGUUACGCAAACACUAACGUCAACCGUGAAGCCUCUCUACACGGUAUACAAGAAAGAUCACAAAAUUUCAUCGCUCGUUGCAAAGAUGCUCCAAAGCAGGAGCUUGACGUUUACAUAUUCCUCCACUGCUAUGCGUUCGACUGCGUUACGCAUCACCUGUUCCAUCCUCAUGGAAGUGACUCGAUUCUCCGGGCAUCAGACGAAGAAACACUCCAUGAGGCGGUCUUUGACAACAGUCUUGUUAGACGACUCUUGAACUAUUAUCACCCGACUCUUGGUAGCGUUGCAGGCAAGCUGGGCUUGUUCGGAAAGUCGCGCGGUAUUCCUAGAUCCACAGAACUUGUGCUCAAUGGUGUGAAAAAGGGCGGCGUUGCUGACUUUACACUGGUGAGUCGCAUGCAAGAAGAGAAGUUCGGCAUGGGCACUUUCGACAUCGCUUCUGAAUGUAUGGACCACAUGCUUGCUGGGAUUGAAACCACUGGUGAUGCGCUGUGCUUUCUGAUGUGGCAGAUUUCCCAGCCAGGCUAUACCUUCAUCCAGGAGCGCCUGAGAGAUGAGUUUAGAGCCAACCCUGGUGUUCCUUCCGAUCAACUUGAGUACCUCGAAGUAGUUGUCAAAGAGGGUCUCAGAGUCUUCCCUUCCAUCCCUAUGAGUUUACCAAGAUGCGUUCCUGAAGGCGGCGCAACUGUUGAUGGCCAUUGGCUUCCUGGAGGUACUAUCGUCAGCUGUCAGCCAUACUCGAUGCAUCGGAUGGAUGAAGGAGUAUUUCCUCGUCCAGAUAGCUUUGAGCCGCAGAGAUGGCUAGAGGAGAAAGGCUCCGCUGAGCGAAACCGACUGUUCUUUGCGUUCUCUAAUGGAGGUCGUGCCUGCAUCGGAAGGCAUCUUGCUAUCGUUGAGAUGAAGACCCUUUUGCGUGACAUCUAUUCGCAGUAUAGAACAGCGCCUGCAGAUGGCCUGACUUUUGACAUGAGCAUGGACGACCAGAUUUUUACAUCUCGUCCGAAAGGCCAGAAGUGCAUUUUGAGGUUUAUCGGAUGGGAUUGA